UCGGGUGAAUUUUGUGCUGCUGUUGCUGCUGGAAUGCUACAGCCGCUCGAUGCCCUGAAAUUAGUUGUUGCAAGAAGUAAACUUAUUGACAAGCUGCCACACUCGGCAAUGAUCGUCAUAGCAGAAGAUUUGGAAUCAACGACAGAGAUGAUGAACAUGGCAUUUGCUAAAACGACGGAUUGGUUGUCGAUUGCUGCCACUAAUUCCAGAAAUCAAACAGUUCUUGCCGGAUCCACACGAGUUAUCCAGGAUUUUAAAUUGUUCUGCGCUAAAAACAAAACAAGGACUCAUUUCUUGGAUUCAGGCCAUGCCUUCCACUCCGUAAUGAUGGACUCCAUACUGGAUGAAUAUUUAGCUGUAGCGUCUACAGUAAGGUUUCAAAAUGCCAGUAAAUGUACUUACAUAUCGGGCGUAGAGGGAAAAGCAAUUUCAGAAGUGGAUGCUGCUUACUGGAUAAGACAUACUAGGGACAAGGUGCGUUUUAUGGAAGCUUGUCACACAGCUGAGAGGAAAGGAUACAACCUUUUCUUGGAAAUAGGACCCCAUCCCGUCCUGUCUGCCAUAGUGGUUUCUAACCUGGAAGAGCUUGUUCCCGACAUUGGUGCAUACCCGUCACUAAGAAAGAAUUCCCCCAACUGGGAGACAAUGCUUACAUCGCUUGGAAAUUUGUACCAACAUGGGGUUUCCAUUGACUGGUCAAGUUUUCACCGUUACACCGAUGCAAAGAAGGUUACCCUACCAGGCUAUCAUUUUGAUGAAACGAGAUUCUGGAUUAAUAUCAAAGACGAUGGUAGUCUCCCUUUUCAUCCACUACUCGGGGGAUUUCUUCUCAAUCCAAGUGAAGUUACAAUGUUUAAGAAUCAAAUGAAUAUUCGAUAUAUACCGUUUUUGAAAGACCACACGAUCGGAGAUAAAAUAAUCUUUCCGUGUGCGGGAUAUCUCGAUAUGUGUUCCACUGCCGGGCUCACAACUAGUAAUCCUAACGUGAAGGAUUUGCUGAGGAGUAAUCCUGCAAUAACCGUGAAGAAUUUUGCUAUUCACGUCCCUGUAUGUUUAACGGAGACAAAUCCAACAGAAUUCCAGGUUUCAUUAACGACGACUAAUGAACGAGAUGUCGCAAUCUCAAUCAAUACAAAAUUGGAAACCGAAGAUAGUGAAUCAAAAUGGGUUAAGAAUGUCACCGCAAUUUUUAUCGAUAAGGCUUCCUCAAAUUCUGAUUGUCCUGAUCUAUCAUGCAUCAAGUCUCGAGGCACUAAGCCAAUUAAGCGGACAUAUCCGUAUGAUAGCCUUAUGCACGACGGCUACAACUUUGGUCCAUCAUUAAGAAUUCUGGAAGAACAAGUUUUAGAAAGCAUGACUGAUAACCAGGAUACAAAUAAGGAAUAUCUUUUCAAGUUUCAAAUGCACGAAGUUAUGGACAACUUGGAACGAUUCGUGUUGCAUCCAUGGGCACUGGAUGCAAUGCUACAGGCACAAACAGUCACCCAUAGAUACACUUAUUACAAUAACGGCACAAACCACUUAGUGGUACCAGUACAAAUCGAUUCUGUCACUUGGCAUGAUAAAAUACAUGAGAGCUUCACUGGUUCCGGAUAUAUCUACGUAAAAGUUAAACCUACUGCUGGAAAUGAAGCGUAUCUCUUUAACGACAACGGCAAAAUCCUAGUGACUAUGUUGGGUGCAGAACUGAUGGAAACAACUCUAGCAAAUAUGAUGGGGUUAAUUAAUUCUCAACGAAAUCCCUAUCCAAAAAUGGCCAGGGUGGAGUGGAAGGAAUGCAGUGGACACGAGGAGAAAGGUAUUUUAGUGGAGGCUUCAAUAAUAAGUGAGCCCUUAACGCCAAACUUAUUGACUUGGAUCAUAUUUUCUGAUGAAUCUCCAUUAUGCUUGGAUGUGAUUAACAGACUGAAAGAAAUUAACUCCGUCAUUGUACGAAUAACACUGGAGAAGAAAGAAGAAGUAGACACAAUAUUAAGCGGAAUUAGAAAUAUUUCAGGGAUCAUAUAUUUCUGGGGUCUACUGGAUAAUAUUACCAUGGACGAGAUGUGUAAGCCCUUUCUGCAAAUUUGUAAAUUUCUAGCCAGAUUUCAACGUUCGAUAAAACUAAUGACCAUAACUACUGGAAACCAUUCCACCGGUCCUUCCGAUUUUUUGAACUAUUCGCCCAAGUCUUCGCCACUUAUUGGAAUGACAAAAGCCGUCGCGAAUGAAAAUCAUGACGUAACCUGUAAAUGUGUCGAUAUAGAUAUCACGUCACCAAAUUGCGCCAAAGAAAUAUUUUCCGAACUUUUUUCUUCAGAUGGCGAAGUUACGGUAGCAUAUCGGUCUUCGACACGGCGCGCCAAGAUUUCGGCCAUAUAAUUAUCAGAACAAGAAAUACAAAUCACUUGUGAUUCCA
Folsomia candida is the source of this 2398-nucleotide messenger RNA. Its product is annotated as phenolphthiocerol synthesis polyketide synthase type I Pks15/1-like. The record is from RefSeq and is a predicted model, not a curated record. The coding region runs from base 34 to 2361 and encodes 775 amino acids. Gene Ontology annotation, biological process: fatty acid biosynthetic process. The transcript has 3 exons. NCBI's taxonomy places the organism in Eukaryota, Metazoa, Arthropoda, Collembola, Entomobryomorpha, Isotomidae. Gene Ontology annotation, molecular function: fatty acid synthase activity.